Messenger RNA from Rubroshorea leprosula, 1251 nucleotides. The record is from the annotation of a GenBank genome assembly. NCBI's taxonomy places the organism in Eukaryota, Viridiplantae, Streptophyta, Magnoliopsida, Malvales, Dipterocarpaceae.
GACCUGUGAUUAACUGAUUAUGCUAUACAUGUCUUUUGCAUCUCUAUUGAUAAUGGUUUUUACUUUGGUAGUUGAUUCCGGAUGAUAUGGAGUUUCAAUCUGGAGAUAUUCCCAAUUAUACUACUUCAGAUGGAUCGGUUAAGAUUCAAAAGGAUACUGAAGUCCGCCUGAAGAUAAUUGGAACUCGAGUAGAUGCCACAGAAAUUGCAUUGAUCAAAAAGACCAAUCUUAACCCAAGAAAGAUUUGGCCUCACCAAAGCCAUGGCCGUCAGGCAUUCCGGAUCUAACAAAUCAUGGCGUCAAUCUUCAUCAUCUUCUUUCCUUCAUUGCUGCCGAACCCCUCUCAUGGCCGUCGGACCACUUGCAGGCCAAAGCCUUAGAAGUUGUUCAGUACAUUAAAGAUUCUUAUCAUGAUGGAAAAUGUGAAGUAGCUGCUGUUGAGGAUGGAAAGUUGAUGGAUGAUGUUGAAACUGGAGAAUUUUGGAGUUUUUUUGGUGGCUUUGCCCCACUUCCUAGGAAAAUGGCCAAUAGUGAGGAUAAGACUGUUGAUUCAUAUCCUACCAAGCUACAAAGGGGCAGGCUGAACCAGUUGAAGUUGAUUCCUUGACAAGGGAGCUUUUGGACACAGACAAAUGCUAUAUACUGGAUUGUGGGAUAGAAGUCUUCGUCUGGAUGGGGAGAAAUACAUAUCUUGAAGAAAGAAAAAGGGUUAAUGUCAAGGGUCUUUUAAAAGCUGCUCCUGCAAAAGAAGAAGAGCCACAAUCAUAUAUUGAUUGCACCGGAAAUUUGCAGGCUUUCUCCUCCUUUUCUGACAUAAAUUACCACUAUUAAUUCAGGGACUUCUCCCACAUUGUUGUUGUCCACUACCUGGAAUUAACGGUUAGAGUUUAUGAUUUAUCCUAUCACUUCUUUUUUUUCCCUUUCCUGUCAGCCAUCUUCUGAAAUGAACUUAUGAAUUUUAUUUUAUACACUUUGCUUUUUACUUCCUAAGAAAAUCAUUUGGCUGAUGCAGUUUACAACCCAAAUUAAACUGAAAAUUUGUUGUUAUAUUUUUCUUAUGGGAAUUGACGUUGAUAUAUCACAUCAUUCUUUUACCUUUUCAUUUGAUAAGUCAUGUCAUUCUUUGAUAGGACUGUGCCAAUAUAUUUGAUUCAACCUCAAAAGAUUUUUUUGAGGAUGUUGCUGAAGGAUUAGAAAAACAGGGAAUGGCGUGGCUGGAAUUGUCCUUCCUGAACAGGAAGAGAAAGUGAU